Molecule: messenger RNA, 174 nt
Organism: Thelazia callipaeda (thelaziosis nematode)
Lineage: Eukaryota; Metazoa; Nematoda; Chromadorea; Rhabditida; Thelaziidae
Source: the annotation of a GenBank genome assembly
GAACCAUUAUUAUCACCGGCGUGCAAAACACCAUCGGGAUCAUUACGUAGUGUUAUAAAUCCUACGUGUCCAAAACACGGCCAUGCAGCAGCUUUAGCUCAAACAGCUGGAAAAAUGGGUCCUCAAAGUGGUUCACUGACAGCUGCCCAUGGACUUGAAGAAAUCCAAGUCUAA